Molecule: messenger RNA, 1724 nt
Organism: Vigna umbellata (rice bean)
Lineage: Eukaryota; Viridiplantae; Streptophyta; Magnoliopsida; Fabales; Fabaceae
Product: tetrahydroberberine oxidase-like
Molecular function (GO): FAD binding; oxidoreductase activity
Source: RefSeq, a predicted model, not a curated record
CACAUUACUCUCUCUUAAACUCCCUUUCCAUAUUAAAAACAAACCAUCCAGAAAAAUGAAGUGUCUAAGCUGCUAUUAUACCUUCGCUGCUGUUAUUGCUCUUUUAUUUUCAUUUACACCUUCUUCAGCAGAUACUCAUGAAAAGUUUCUUCAAUGUUUUUACAGUUAUCCCCAUAACACCAACUCAAUCUCCAGUGUUAUUUACACCCAAACAAACUCUUCAUAUUCCUCUGUUCUAGAUGCUACCAUGCAAAAUCUUAGGUUCUCCGACUCAAGAAAACCCCUCGUCAUCGUGACACCACUGGUUGUUUCCCACAUUCAAGCAACAAUAAUAUGUUCCCAACGCCAUGGCCUGCAGAUUCGAACUCGAAGCGGAGGCCAUGAUUACGAAGGUCUCUCAUACGUUGCCCGGGUUCCAUUUGUCAUCCUUGACCUCUUAAACAUUCGAGAAAUCAAAGUUGACGUGAAAAACCGAACAGCGUGGGUUCAAGUUGGGGCAACCCUUGGUGAACUUUAUUACACGAUUAGCCAGGCAAGCAAAACACUAGCGUUCCCAGCUGGUGUAUGCUACAGUGUGGGCACUGGUGGCCACAUCAGUGGAGGUGGCUAUGGAUUCUUGAUGCGUAAGUACGGUCUUGCAGCAGAUAAUGUCAUAGAUGCUCACAUAAUAGACGUGAAUGGUAAUCUUCUUGACAGAAAAGCCAUGGGUGAGGAUCUGUUUUGGGCCAUCAGAGGAGGUGGGGGAGCAAGCUUUGGAGUCAUCGUGUCUUGGAAGAUAAAGCUAGUUCCAGUUCCAUCAACUGUAACAGUGUUCAAUGUUGAGAGGAUUUUGGAAGAAAAUGCAACUGAAAUCAUUCAAAAGUGGCAACUAGUAGCGAAUAAAUUGGACGAGCGCAUAUUUCUUAGGAUGGACUUGGCAAGGGCAAAUUCAAGUCAACAUGGAAAGCUAGCACUACAAGCGAAUUUUGUGUCCAUGUUUCAAGGAGGUGUAGAAGAACUUAUUCCAUUGAUGCAAAAGAACUUCCCAGAGUUGGGUUUGGAGCGAAAAGACUGUACAGAGACGAGUUGGAUUGGCUCAGCUGUCUUCACGAAUGGUGUGUUGAUUGGAUCCUCAGGCCAUGAAGCCCCUGAAGUUUUGUUGAACAGAACUCAACUUCGUUCAGGGAAAUACAAAGGAAAAUCUGAUUAUCUGAGGAAACCCAUUCCUGUUGAUGGAUUACAAGGGUUAUGGCGCUGGCUUAACGACGAUAAAGUUCAAUAUUCUCAGCUUCAAUUUGCUCCUUAUGGAGGCAGAAUGGAUAAGAUUUCCGAAUCUGAAAUUCCAUUCGCACACAGAUCUGGAUACAUAUUUCAUAUUCACUAUGUGGUCGUUUGGCAAGAGGAAGGGGACGAAGCUACACAAAGGCACGUGAAUUGGAUUAGAAGAUUGUAUAAAUAUAUGGAACCUUAUGUUUCAAACUCUCCGAGAGCUGCAUAUGUGAAUUACAGAGACCUUGACAUUGGUGUGAAUAACAAUGGCUACACAAGCUACAACCAAGCCAGCAUUUGGGGUCUCAAGUAUUUCAGUAACAAUUUCAAGAGAUUGGCUACAGUGAAGACCAAGGUUGAUCCUCACAACUUUUUCAGAAACGAGCAAAGUAUUCCUACGCUGUCCAAGGAAUGAAAUUAUUAAUUAGCUGUAAACCCUCUUUUAUCUACACUUCAAAUAAAAUAAAUUAUGUAUA